AUGUCGAACUACCACCCCGAGCUUCUCGCCCCCUUCCUCGCCCUCCCCCAGGGUGACAAGAUCCAGGCCGAGUAUGUCUGGAUUGACGGCGAUGGUGGACUCCGUUCCAAGACUACCACCGUCACAAAGAAGGUGACUGACCUCAACACCCUCCGCAUCUGGGACUUCGAUGGCUCGUCCACCAACCAGGCGCCUGGCCACGACUCCGAUAUCUACCUCCGCCCGGCUUCCAUCUUCAAGGACCCCUUCCGCGGUGGUGACAACAUCCUCGUCCUCGCCGAGUGCUACAACAACGACGGCACUCCCAACCGCACCAACUACCGUCACCACGCGGCCAAGGUCAUGGAGGAGGCCAAGGACUUCGUGCCCUGGUUCGGUCUCGAGCAGGAGUACACCCUCUUCGACAUGGACGGCACCCCGUACGGCUGGCCCAAGGGCGGUUUCCCCGGCCCCCAGGGUCCCUACUACUGCGGUGCUGGCGCUGGCAAGGUCUUUGCCCGCGACCUCAUCGAGGCCCACUACCGCGCCUGCCUCUACGCCGGCGUGAACAUCUCCGGUAUCAACGCCGAGGUCAUGCCCUCCCAGUGGGAGUUCCAGGUCGGCCCGUGCGAGGGCAUCUCCAUGGGCGACCACCUCUGGAUGGCCCGCUACCUCCUCGUCCGCAUCGCCGAGCAGUGGGGCAUCAAAGUCUCGUUCCACCCCAAGCCCCUCCAGGGCGACUGGAACGGCGCCGGCUGCCACACCAACUACUCCACCAAGGCGAUGCGUGAGCCUGGAGGCAUGAAGGUUAUCGAGGAGGCCAUCGAAAAGCUCUCGAAGCGCCACAACGAGCACAUCGCCGUCUACGGCGAGGACAACGACAUGCGUCUCACCGGCCGCCACGAGACCGGCCACAUCGGCCAGUUCUCGUCUGGCGUCGCCAACCGUGGUGCCUCCAUUCGUAUCCCCCGUCACGUCGGCGCCCAGGGCUACGGCUACCUCGAGGACCGUCGCCCCGCCUCGAACAUCGACCCGUACCGCGUCACCAGCAUCAUCGUCGAGACCACUUGCCUUAACAAGUAG
Messenger RNA from Epithele typhae, 1062 nucleotides. Its product is annotated as glutamine synthetase. The transcript is spliced from 5 exons. Gene Ontology annotation, cellular component: cytoplasm. The coding region runs from base 1 to 1062 and encodes 353 amino acids. NCBI's taxonomy places the organism in Eukaryota, Fungi, Basidiomycota, Agaricomycetes, Polyporales, Epitheliaceae. The record is from RefSeq and is a predicted model, not a curated record. Gene Ontology annotation, molecular function: glutamine synthetase activity.